Nicotiana tabacum (common tobacco) is the source of this 564-nucleotide messenger RNA. The record is from RefSeq and is a predicted model, not a curated record. Lineage: Eukaryota; Viridiplantae; Streptophyta; Magnoliopsida; Solanales; Solanaceae.
AUGACAAACCCACAAAACAAUCCUGGAACUCCACCACAACCCACUCCCUCUAAUUCAUCUACCCCUCCUCCACCUAGUAUAUCUCCCAAACCCAGGCUAAGAAGGGUGAAAAUGCUUGCUCGAAAAAUAGUAGCGUCUGGGGCUCUCAAAAAAAAAUUAAAUGAGAAAUUAAAGGCUAGCCAAGUCCAAGAAUCUGACUCCAACUCUGAUUCUGAGUCAUACAAAUCCGCCAGUGAGGGGGGAGGACCUGGGUCUUCUGACUCUAAAAAGACUAAAGAAUCUCAUUCUAAGGGAAGAGCUACAAGAAGCAGGGUGAAGCAGAGUGAGAGUGAUCUUCAAAAGGCUCUAGCUGAGAGUAAGAAGAAAAAGUUGGCUAAAGGAAAAGGGAAGGUUGCAGAGUCCUCAGAGGCUGUGGAGGUUGAGGAGAUGGAACAGGUCCAUCAGGAGGAACUUCAAAUAUUGGAGGACAAGGUCUGCAGUGAAAAUAAACAAGUAAGAAUUUCUGAAGAUGAGGAAUGGAGUGGAGAGGAAGAAAAAGAAGAUGAUGAGUCUGAUGGUGAAUAA